AUGUCGGCUAUUGGUAUGCCCGCGCAUAUACUGAUCUUAUUUCAAGCGAGACCACUGCUAAAUUUUUACAAGCCCGUAAAAAAAAAAAAACCAAAAGAAUAUAGUGGAGUUGCAAAUUAUUUAAACUAUUUUGAAGAUAAAGAACCACCACCAAAAAUAAAAUUAGAAAAUACAAAAGAAAGAAGAGAAAGGAAAAAAAAAGAAAAAAUUACAUAUAACGAAUUACUGUUAAAGGAAAAGAGAAAAGAAUAUGACCCAUUUAAAUAUGAAGAUUUAACGAGUGAUCCAAAGAAAACAUUAUUUAUUGGUAGAUUAUCAUAUGAAGUAAAUGAAAAGAAAUUAAAAAAAGAAUUUGAAAAUUAUGGGAAAAUUAGGAAAGUGAAAAUAAUAUAUGAUAAAAAUUUCAAGCCUAGAGGAUAUGCUUUUAUUGAAUUUGAACAUACAAAAAGUUUAAAUGAUGCUUAUAAAUUAGCAGAUGGGAAGAAAAUAGACAACAGAAGAAUACUAGUAGACAUAGAAAGAGCAAGGACUGUUAAAAAUUGGAUACCCCGAAGAUUAGGUGGUGGUAAAGGACCAGCAAGGGGAUCAGAUGAUAGGAAAAAGGUUUCUCAUAAUAUUAAUUGGAGUGUAUUAAUUAAUAAAGAUAAAUAUAGAAAUGACAAAAAAAAAGGGGAAGAUAUGUAUAAAAAUGUACCUUUAUAUAAUGAGAGGAACGACGACGAUGAUGGUGGUAAUGGUGAUAACGAUGGUGGUGGUGAUAACAACAGUAAUGUGAAUAGUGCACUCAAAAAUCCUAAACAUCGAAAGGAGGAUGACAGAAGAAGCUCGAAGAGAGACCACAGGCAUAGGAGCAGGAGGAGCGACUCACGCGAUAGGCACCGUCAUAAGCAUCGAAAGAGGGACAGGAGUAGUAAGGAAAGGGAUAGACACAGAGAUCGGGAUAGAGAUAGAGAUCGGGAUAGAGAUAGAGAUCGGGAUAGAGAUAGAGAUCGGGAUAGAGAUAGAGAUCGGGAUAGAGAUAGAGAUCGGGAUAGAGAUCGCGUUAGAGAUAAAGAUGGACAUCGGGAUAGGAACAAACAUAGGGAAAGAGAUCAGGGGAGAGACUGGGAAGGGGGAGAUCUAGGGAGAGAAUAUGAAGAAGGAAAUCGGGGGAGGGAAUAUGAGGAAGGAAAUCGGGGGAGGGAAUAUGAAGCCUAUGUUGAUGAUGCAGGAGAGAGAUAUAACAGUAUUGAGUAUAAUGAAGAAAAUGAAGGAUAUAUGGAAAGAGGAAAUAAUACUUAUGGUAUGAAUGGCGUGCAGAAUAAUUAUGCGUAUAAUGAUGAUUAUGAAUGA
Plasmodium malariae is the source of this 1332-nucleotide messenger RNA. Its product is annotated as U1 small nuclear ribonucleoprotein, putative. Gene Ontology annotation, biological process: mRNA splicing, via spliceosome. The record is from RefSeq and is a predicted model, not a curated record. The transcript has a single exon. Gene Ontology annotation, molecular function: U1 snRNA binding; mRNA binding. Gene Ontology annotation, cellular component: U1 snRNP; U2-type prespliceosome; precatalytic spliceosome. The coding region runs from base 1 to 1332 and encodes 443 amino acids. Lineage: Eukaryota; Apicomplexa; Aconoidasida; Haemosporida; Plasmodiidae.